Messenger RNA from Sebastes umbrosus (honeycomb rockfish), 954 nucleotides. RefSeq lists its product as uncharacterized. Bases 1 to 690 code for a protein of 229 amino acids. The record is from RefSeq and is a predicted model, not a curated record. The transcript is spliced from 6 exons. Lineage: Eukaryota; Metazoa; Chordata; Actinopteri; Perciformes; Sebastidae.
AUGACCCCUGUUAGGCCUCCAGGACCAGAACCAAGGUCAGAUCCAGGACCAGAGGCUGCACGACGACCGGCACCAGAAUCAGGACCACCAAUCAGGAGCAGCCCAAUCCACCAUGUCAGAGUCCAUCAGAAGAAAAAGCUCCAGCAGACAGCUCCUGCAGAACCUCAUCAGUUUGACGCCCAGCGGAGCCAGGAGGAUGCUGAGGGAGGUGGAGAGGGAGCGAAGGAGGAGAGCCAGGGGAGACGCAGAGAGGAGAGUUAUGAGCCCCUCCUGGCCAGAGCCUCCCAACACAACCACCCGGCACACAACACGGAGCUGAACGAGGAGCUGGAGCCCAGAUGCUGCCUGGUUCUGGAGGAGGACGAGGGCUUCAGCGACUGGAGUCACAGGUUGGAGAAUCGUACUGAGCAGGAGGUGCAGGACAACUGCAGGACCCGGGUGCAGAGACCUUCAACACAACAGUGGAAACCAGAGCCCAAAGAGAAGAAACAGCAGGAGGGUGAAGAGGAGGAGGGAUGUGAGCCAGAACGAAGCAGUUGGUCACAGGAAGCUUCAACGACACCUCCAGAGAAGACUUCCAGCAGCAGAAAGGAAAUCAGGGACGUCAUACAGCUCAACGUCUUCCUGUCCGCAGGACGCCAGGGCUGCAGCACGCCACAGGCCAACCAGCAGACAGGACUUCCUACCUAGUGGCCGGGACAAUGAGGCCACGUGGAGUGGCCUGCAGGGUGGAUGGGGAGGUGCAGCAGGAGGAGCAGGAGGAGCAGGAGGAGGAGGGCCAGGCUGCUCUGCAGAGGGAGUGGAGGCCAGCAGAAACCCGCAGAGCCCAGAGAGAUAAGAUGAUCAGGAGGAAGAAGAACUGAGCUUCACACAUGAAGAGAAGGAAAGAUCUCCACCUCAGGAUGGAGGGGAGACACAGGGAGGAGGAGGAAGAGGAGGAGCACAACAUACCAG